Bipolaris oryzae ATCC 44560 is the source of this 231-nucleotide messenger RNA. RefSeq lists its product as uncharacterized. The record is from RefSeq and is a predicted model, not a curated record. Bases 1 to 231 code for a protein of 76 amino acids. NCBI's taxonomy places the organism in Eukaryota, Fungi, Ascomycota, Dothideomycetes, Pleosporales, Pleosporaceae. The transcript has 2 exons.
AUGCACUUGCCCAACCUUUCCGCGGCGGUUGCAUUAUUGGCAAUUGCAGUAGUCACAGGCCCACCACUAGUGGGUUGCAUGGUUGGUGGGCGUGAGCGGGACACGGUGAGGCUCGCGGUUACCUGCUCCGUGCUGCAUCUUCAUCAUGGACGAGGCCUUUUUGAUCCGUUUGUUCUUUUUAGCGAGCGGUACAGUCAGCAUAGGCUAUGCAAGCCGCGGUAUCCCGAAUAG